GCAUUCACUCAACUACAUGGGUGUCUCUGUAUUGUAUAGACAUAUUUCUGUAGCUGUGUUCUGUGUAGCCGUGUGUGUAUUUCUAUCUUUCUCCCUUUCUCUGGGUAUUGGCAGUGACGGUGAAGCAGAGUGGUCAUCGUUUUUUUUUCCUUCUUUUUUUUUGGUGAACGUCUGAAGGAAAAGGAGAGAGAGAGAGAGAAAGAGAGAGAGAGAGAGAGAGUGAAAUGUGUUUUGAAAGCAGAGAGGCAAGUGGCAUUGGCCGCCGUGUGUUCUAUUAGACAGAUCAAUAGCUCAGUGUGUGAGAGAGUGUCUUAAGAGCCGCUGUCCUGGGCUUUCAGCUGUGGCAGACCUGUUAGUGUGGCGGAGGGGUGCCGUGCUGUGCUGUGCCGCGCUGUGCCGCGGUGGCCAGCCGUGGCCCGGGGGGGUGGCUUUUAGCCCAAACACAAAUGUCAGCCACAGAUAGAAUAUUACUGUUUAGUGCAGUUAUUAAAUGGACUUUAUUUGUCCUUUAGGAGGCUAAGAGCCACACUUAAAGGGGAGCCUGCGUGACAGCGGGGCAAUUGCGGGUUUGUUACACACACAUACACAUAUGCAGACAGAAACACACACACACAGACACACACACACACACACACACACACACACACACACUCAGAUAUGUUUAAAACAGAAAGAAGGGAUGUGAUGUAAAGAGUGUGUGUGUGCGCAUGUGUGUGUACUCUGAAAGGCACUUAGGCCAUAAUGUACCUCACUGGGGGCUGAGAGCAACCUUCUUGUGGUCAACAGUGUUUUAAAAGGUUAAUGUUAAUCUAUACCAAACAAAGCCCAUGAGGCAGUUCCAUCAUCCCCCCCCCUCCAGAACAGCACAGAGCUAAGGGCCCAGACAGAAUAGUGUGGUCACUAACACGACACGCAGCCCAAAUACCUCCGUGGCCCAGGAGAGCUGUCUGGUUUCUGGCACUCGGAGGCUGAAUUUCCCCUCAAGUUUUUUUCUUUUAACCUUCGAGUUUUAUCCCCCCCCACAUUCAUGUUUGGAACACCAGCCUAAGCCUUAACAUCUAUUUGUGUUUGGUCGGUGAACGGAGAGGGUGGCAGAGGGGGAGGGGUUGUGGGACAGUGUCCAAAGUGACCUGUGUGCCUGGCUGCCUAUCUCUAUGCAGCGCUGUUAGCCGCGGCAUGCUAAUGCAUAUGAAACAGACACGGCUUGGCUCCGCAGGCUGUUGGCCUUAUCAAAAAAAAGAAAAAAAGGAAAAAAAAUAUAUAAAACAGGCUGAGCACGAGCGGGGGGGAGAGCGAGAAAAACAUGAACAUGAAAAGUCACUCGUGUACUUGGGCAGUAAAUCACGACGGGCUGCUUGUCUCCUUAUCGCUACAGGUGUGCCGAUGCUCUCCGUACAGCCCAAAGGGAAACAGAAGGGGUGCGCUGGCUGCAAUCGCAAGAUUAAAGACCGCUACCUGCUCAAGGCCCUGGACAAAUACUGGCAUGAGGACUGUCUAAAAUGUGCCUGCUGCGACUGUCGCCUGGGGGAGGUGGGCUCCACCCUCUACACAAAAGCCAACCUCAUCCUCUGUCGCAGGGACUACCUGAGGCUCUUUGGUACAACGGGGAACUGCGCUGCCUGCAGUAAACUCAUCCCAGCCUUUGAAAUGGUGAUGAGAGCCAGAGAUAAUGUUUACCAUUUGGACUGUUUUGCCUGUCAGCUUUGUAACCAGAGGUUUUGCGUUGGGGACAAGUUUUUCCUAAAGAACAACAUGAUUCUGUGUCAGAUGGACUAUGAGGAGGGACAGCUGAACGGGAGCUUCGAGACACAAGUCCAAUAGCCAAGCUGAUUGGCUGGUGACGGCGGCAUCCCUCUGUGCCCACACACUUGCAUAUACACACACACACACACACACACACACACACACACACACACACACACACACACACACACUCAUGCUCUGAAUCACUCAUACUACACACACACAGUACAACAAUGCACUUCCACACUGAGAUACACACACAGACACACAUACACACACACAAACACACACACACUCCCUGGCACACAUUAGGUGUUCGGCUGCACUAGGAGAGGAAAGCGUCUGUCUGCUUGCCUGCAAUACUUUUUACAGUAAAACCCCUACCGGUCCCUAAGGACUCCAUUGUAAAUGUACUUUUUGCCCCUUCCUUUCCCCAACACUGAGCAGUUACAAGUUUUGAUGUACAGUUGUGCCUGCUUAGCUGAGCACUGUAUUGCUUGUAUGUUUUUGUGAUGUUUGUUUUGGGUUUUGGUCCUCUCUCCCCCUUUCGGGUAAAAAAAGAAAAUCAAAAGAAAGAAGAAAAACCUUGGAGGGUCUGUACAGUCUGUUUUCUGUAUAUAUAAACUGGAACAUUUAUUUUAUGAAAUUGUAAUGCAAUUUUAUUACUAGUGUGAAUUAAAGAUUCUUAAAUGUUCAUAGUGAGUUUUUUUUUUUGGUUGUCCUCUGAUCUCAAAAGCCAAAGUUGUUUGAUGAGUCUGACCCACGCUUUGACAUGUAAUUAUCAACUCUCUCAAAGAAUUUUGUAAAAGACUGCAUUAAAAACCAUGACAACUAAUUUUACCACAUGUGGAAGAGUACUGAUGGAAUAAGAUGUUUAACAAAUUUAAAUCAGAUGAUGGUUUUAUUUGGAAUAAAAUAAUCCCUUCUCCAAA
This is a messenger RNA of Clupea harengus (Atlantic herring), 2675 nucleotides long. RefSeq names its product LIM domain only 1 (gene lmo1). Gene Ontology annotation, biological process: positive regulation of transcription by RNA polymerase II. Gene Ontology annotation, cellular component: nucleus. NCBI's taxonomy places the organism in Eukaryota, Metazoa, Chordata, Actinopteri, Clupeiformes, Clupeidae. The coding region runs from base 1177 to 1821 and encodes 214 amino acids. The transcript is spliced from 3 exons. The record is from RefSeq and is a predicted model, not a curated record. Gene Ontology annotation, molecular function: transcription coactivator activity; DNA-binding transcription factor binding.